Messenger RNA from Armigeres subalbatus, 490 nucleotides. RefSeq lists its product as uncharacterized. The record is from RefSeq and is a predicted model, not a curated record. The transcript has 2 exons. NCBI's taxonomy places the organism in Eukaryota, Metazoa, Arthropoda, Insecta, Diptera, Culicidae. Bases 116 to 490 code for a protein of 124 amino acids.
CGCAUCUUAUCAAGAAAAAGAAAAUCAAGCUUUCCAGAUUUAUCAAGCAAGGACUGAAGUCUGGUGAUCGUGGCAGGACGAUACAUCUAUCAAGAUCUUAUCAAGAGAACCAAGCAUGGACGAGAACUGGUUCGGGUGGGCACCCGAUUCAAGCGCUGAAAACUACGACAAUGGCGCGGGCGGUAGCAGACCAACAUCUCCCAAUCGAAUGAAACUGAAAUCGAAGAGUAAGAUUUCGAAAAAGAUGCUAAUGGAGCAAAUGGUAGCACUCAAAAACGAGUUGGAUUUAGUUAGAAAAGAAAAAGACCAAUUACUGCUUAACAAAGAAAACGCAGGAAAUAAUCAAACAAGACAAAUGGAUACGUGUCAACAACAGGCAUCUGGCAACGAGUCCCUGUUAGCCACCAUGAACCACAUGUCACUCGGAUCGUUAAAUAUCCCGGAAUGCAGCCCAUCUGAAGGAGAAAUCGAUAUUGACGAGAAGGCAUAA